Molecule: messenger RNA, 1059 nt
Organism: Aspergillus steynii IBT 23096
Lineage: Eukaryota; Fungi; Ascomycota; Eurotiomycetes; Eurotiales; Aspergillaceae
Product: Rab family GTPase
Exons: 6
Coding region: 159-794 (211 amino acids)
Biological process (GO): exocytosis
Cellular component (GO): recycling endosome
Molecular function (GO): GTPase activity; GTP binding
Source: RefSeq, a predicted model, not a curated record
CCGUGAUCCCCGUCCCUUUGCGCUGUGAGCCUCAGCUGAAUGCACACUGUUGCCGGCUUUGCUUGAUUCCGCCAGUCUCAAACCAGCCACGUUGAACCCCCAAACCCCCUAAUCCUCGCCCUGAAGCAGAGCUUUGUGAGCUCUCACAACCACCCCUCAUGGCUAACGACGAGUAUGAUUUUCUCUUCAAAGUGGUGCUGAUCGGAGACUCGGGUGUUGGAAAAUCCAACCUGUUGAGUCGAUUCACCCGCAAUGAAUUCAACCUCGAUUCCAAGUCCACCAUCGGUGUUGAAUUCGCAACCCGAUCGAUCCAGGUCGAUUCCAAGACGAUCAAGGCCCAGAUUUGGGAUACUGCUGGUCAGGAACGCUAUCGCGCCAUCACGUCUGCUUACUACCGUGGCGCCGUGGGCGCACUUCUCGUCUACGACAUCAGCAAGCACCAGACCUAUGAUAAUGUCAACCGGUGGCUGAAAGAACUUCGCGACCACGCUGACUCCAACAUUGUCAUCAUGCUGGUCGGAAACAAGAGUGAUUUGAGACAUCUGCGGGCUGUGCCGACGGAAGAAGCGAAGCAGUUUGCCAGCGAGAACAACCUUUCGUUUAUCGAGACUUCUGCCCUCGAUGCUAGCAACGUUGAACUUGCCUUCCAGAACAUUCUCACAGAAAUCUACCGUAUCGUGUCCAGCAAAGCCAUCGACGGCGGUGACUCGGGCCAGGCUGCCCUUGGCGAGCGUCGCCCAGUGGUGGAGAUCAGCAAGUCGCAGGAUCCCGAGGCGAAGCAGGGUUGCUGCUAAAUCGAAAACGAAAAACGAAAUAAGAAAACAAAAACACGAUGUUUGCUGUUAGAGGGGACGGCCAUGCCAACCGCAACGACUUUUUAUAUUUGUGAUGUUAUAAUCGAACGGUCUUGAUCUUUCUUACUCGUCUGUUGCUUAGCCUCCACGGAGAUGAUACACAAGAGGGACGUUGUUGGGAAAACGGCAUACAGGGAUAUUGAAUGGCGAUGCUUUUGGACAUCGUCAUCCCGGAUACAUUUUUCGUCUAUUUCUUUUUUCUCCU